Messenger RNA from Eutrema salsugineum, 1068 nucleotides. Its product is annotated as 40S ribosomal protein S2-2. Lineage: Eukaryota; Viridiplantae; Streptophyta; Magnoliopsida; Brassicales; Brassicaceae. The coding region runs from base 11 to 853 and encodes 280 amino acids. The record is from RefSeq and is a predicted model, not a curated record. Gene Ontology annotation, molecular function: RNA binding; structural constituent of ribosome. Gene Ontology annotation, cellular component: ribosome; cytosolic small ribosomal subunit. Gene Ontology annotation, biological process: translation. The transcript has 2 exons.
UGAAUCGAAAAUGGCUGAAAGAGGUGGAGAACGCGGCGCUGAGCGUGGCGGUGACCGUGGUGGUUUCGGACGUGGAUUCGGUGGUCGUGGUGGUCGUGACCGUGGUCCUAGAGGCCGUGGCCGUCGCGGAGGCCGUCCCGCGGAAGAAGAGAAAUGGGUCCCAGUCACCAAGCUCGGUCGUCUCGUGAAAGAUGGUAAAAUCCAGAAGCUAGAGCAGAUCUAUCUCCAUUCUCUCCCUGUGAAGGAGUACCAAAUCAUAGAUCUCCUAGUUGGACCUUCGUUGAAAGACGAGGUUAUGAAGAUCAUGCCUGUUCAGAAACAGACCAGAGCUGGUCAGAGGACGAGGUUCAAGGCCUUUGUCGUCGUCGGAGAUGGUAACGGACAUGUUGGAUUGGGAGUGAAAUGUUCCAAGGAGGUUGCGACCGCAAUUAGAGGAGGAAUCAUUCUUGCGAAGCUUUCUGUGAUUCCGGUGAGAAGAGGUUAUUGGGGAAACAAGAUUGGGAAGCCACAUACGGUGCCUUGUAAGGUUACUGGAAAGUGUGGAUCUGUUACUGUGAGGAUGGUUCCAGCUCCAAGAGGUGCUGGUAUUGUGGCUGCUAGGGUUCCUAAGAAGGUUCUUCAGUUCGCUGGUAUUGAUGAUGUCUUCACUUCCUCUAGAGGAUCUACCAAAACCCUCGGAAACUUUGUCAAGGCUACAUUCGAUUGUCUUCAGAAGACAUAUGGGUUCCUUACGCCUGAGUUCUGGAAAGAGACGAGGUUUUCAAAAUCGCCCUACCAAGAGUAUACCGAUUUCUUGGAUAAGAAGCAACUCCCUGCAGCCAAGGCUAUCACCGAGGCUGACGACCAAGCUUAAAGAUUGUACCCUCCUUCGUGAGGUUGAGUAUUAUCAGCUAAGAGAAAUGGUUUUGUAGGUUUGGUUAAUGCAAAUGUCUUUCCCUUGUUUUCUUCUUUGGCCUGUCGAUUUUGAUUUUGGAGAUUUAAUUUAAAGACAUCUGUUUUAGUUUCUGUCUUAAUACUUUUGCUGCAAGUCAAACUUAAUGAAUAUCAUGUUCAAUAGCAUGGUUUUUA